UCUCUAUCCUCAAUAAUCUUCAAUUCCAGUCCCUCAAUCGUUCCAACGGGUACUCCUAUCCCAAGCAUCUGCUUGCAGUCCAUCGUUAUUAAACCUAUAUCAUCUUGUAAUUGACCGACCCGUCCUCCCAUUGUUCGACCCGCGACACAUCAUCAACAUGCGCUUCUUCGCUACGAUCCUUUCGGGCCUCGCCCUCACCUCGUCGGUGUUUGCGCAGACCAGCGCAGGCGGUGCUGCUACUUCUGCCGCAGGAACCUCUCCCACUGGCUCGCCUUCUGGUCCUUCCACGGGUACUCUGGCUAUCAACGACUUCCCAGUCACCAUCACCUAUACCGCCCCGAGUUCCGCGCCGGUCACCAUCGUCCUCCGAAAGGGCAACCCUGGUGCCCUCGACACCAUUUCCACCUUGACCACCUCCUCGACCGGCGGUUCUUUCACCUGGACUCCCGCGUCCGAUCUCGCCCCAGGUUCUGACUACGCCCUUGAGAUCUCCCAAGGCGGCGGCGCACCCAACUACUCCGCCCAGUUCGGCAUCACCGGAGGCACCGGUUCGUCUUCCAAAUCCAGCGCCACCUCCGAGAGCACCUCGGCCACCUCGGCCCCCUCGUCAGCCCCCAGCAGCAGCUCCAAUGGCACACAGACCUCGCGCAGCCCCACGCCAACGAACUCCCCCAGUGGUUCCCGCACCCCUAGCGGAUCGGCUCCCGCUGCUACCAACGUUCCCGGCGCCGGUGCCCUGAGCAAGGCCAGCCCGGUGGCUCUCUUCUUCGGCGUUCUUGCCGCCAUGAUCUUCUUCCACUAAGCGUGUCGGAUUUAGGGUUGUCGGAGGUAUGUCGGGGUUAAUUGCAUUAGCAAAAUCUGGUUGAUGCCCCGCGUGACGUAUAAGCAUCGUUGGAUUAAGCAUGUCUGUCUUAAUACUUUCCUUGACCUAGCAUCAUCCAUGAGAGUAUAUCGAUCAUGAAUACCGAAGGGGAAGGACUCGUUUGCGUUCAAUGCAUGUUGGGAGCGGCUGCGGAUGGA
This is a messenger RNA of Eremomyces bilateralis CBS 781.70, 1020 nucleotides long. RefSeq lists its product as uncharacterized. The transcript has 4 exons. NCBI's taxonomy places the organism in Eukaryota, Fungi, Ascomycota, Dothideomycetes, Eremomycetales, Eremomycetaceae. Bases 158 to 802 code for a protein of 214 amino acids. The record is from RefSeq and is a predicted model, not a curated record.